This is a messenger RNA of Ylistrum balloti, 1093 nucleotides long. Its product is annotated as mitotic spindle assembly checkpoint protein MAD2A-like. Gene Ontology annotation, cellular component: cytoplasm; nucleoplasm; kinetochore. The transcript is spliced from 5 exons. The coding region runs from base 1 to 609 and encodes 202 amino acids. NCBI's taxonomy places the organism in Eukaryota, Metazoa, Mollusca, Bivalvia, Pectinida, Pectinidae. Gene Ontology annotation, biological process: mitotic spindle assembly checkpoint signaling. The record is from RefSeq and is a predicted model, not a curated record.
AUGGCUGCUACUUCAUCUCAGAACGCCAUCACCUUGAAGGGAUCGACUGAAAUCGUGUCUGAAUUCUUUUGGUAUGGAAUCAACAGUAUUCUGUACCAGCGAGGAAUCUACCCUCCAGAAGAUUUUACGCGAGUACAACAGUAUGGCCUGACUCUGCUGGUGUCUUCAGAUGAUGCCCUUAAAAAUUAUCUAAAUGAAGUGCUGUCACAUGUUAAAAAAUGGCUGUUGAGUAUGACAGUGAAGAAACUAGUUGUUGUUAUUAAAGACAUAGACACCAACGAGGUGAUGGAGAGAUGGCAGUUUGAUGUAGAGUGUGAUAAAACUGUGUUAGAAGAAAGUAAACCAAGAGAAAAGUCAGUGAAAGAAAUCAACAAAGAAAUUUGUUCUGUGAUACGGCAGAUAACAGCCUCUGUGACCUUUCUGCCUUUGCUGGAAAGUGCUUGUGCCUUUGACUUACUGGUAUAUACAGACAAGGAUGUCGAGGUGCCCAGCUCGUGGGGCGAGGAUGGCCCACACUUCAUUGCCAACUCAGAGGAAGUUAGACUGCGUUCCUUCUCUACCAGCAUACACAAGCUUGACACCAUGGUGGCUUAUAAAAAGACGGACUGAAAGCUAGAGUGUUCUUCCUGAAAGUGCAUUAGAAGUUGGAUCAAAUAGCUUAUAGUGCUGGCAGUUAGCCUUAACCAUAGAAAUGUUUUUCAGUCCUGAAACAAACAAUGGACUGUAUAUAGGAACAUACUUUCUUAAUAUUCACAAAGAUGGAUUGUAAACUGCUUUCCUGUUUGUUCUAUGUUGUACGGUGAUUCUGAAUGAGACGGAAAAAUCCAUCAAGUUGUGCUGAAAUAUCAGAGAAAUCUUUGUUCAGCUGAAAGUAUUGUUUCAUUUCUUAUUCAUAAAGGGUUUUUGGUUACUAGUGCUUUUUUUUUUUUUUUUUAUUUGCUGUAAUGAAUAAAAUCUGACAGGCUAGGUCUGCUUCAUAAUUAUUUUUACAUUUCAGUGUUUACUUAUUGAUAGUGCUUUUAUAUUUCGUGAUUAUGUGAUCUUGUCAUUGUUGUACUAUACAAGUACAUACUAUCUUCUCUUGCUAGCUCAU